UUUUUUGUUUGAACUGUAUUUAUUGAACCUUUUUUUAAAAAAAAAACACUAUUACAUAACAUUUACUUACAAUAUUAAUAAAAAAGACACUGCUUUUUUUUUAUGUACAGGCAACAACAUUGUCAAAACGAUCUCCGUUCACAAUCCACGAAAACGAUUAAAAGCACUGUAUUAUGCUGCCAGUCCAGUAGUUUGCAAUGUCAAUUUGUAAAGAAACACAAUGUGCCUAUAGACAGAACACAUAAUAUGCAUGCGCACAGUGUUACCGUUUUUACAAAUUUGCUGUUUUGUAGUUUAUGAUAACGGUAACAUUUUCAAAAAUGUACACUUUUGUUUUCAGGCCCCCAAAACGGCAUUGUACUAUAAAUAAACAGCCAAAACAUAAAUAGUUUUCAGUUUUUAGUUGAAAAAGGUGUUGUAUAAAUGCCCCCUUAGAUUGCAGCUUUUAUCAGUAGUCCCUCACUGCAGAACACGAGAUCCAGGGGUGGAGACGGGCAGGUUUAGGGAUAUGUAAAGUGAGAGGAGUUGGAUCUGGAUCCAGCCUCGCCCCCUGGAUCUCGUGUUCUGCAGUGAAGACCAUCUUGCUUUUAUGGUGAUACUGAACAGUUGCUGAUUCAGGCUGUCAAGAGCAGCCAGUUGGCAAUAAUGGGCAAUAAUUAUAUUGUAUUAGAUCAAGCAAGAUCACACAAGGGCUUUUUUUAUGUUUGGGUUGAAAAAUUUCCCGGUUAAAUUUAACAGUGUAACACAAAUAACACUUAAAUUAAUUAAAAAGAAGUUCAAUAUGGUUGGGAAAUAAUGUGCGCACUUGAAUCGUCCACUAAAUUAUAAUUUCCUCUGGUAAAACUUAACAUCAGUAAUACAUUAAAUAAACAAUAAAAAACAUUAAUACAGUAAAUGAGUUAAAAUGCUUGUGGAGAAAACUCAGUUAUUCAAUAUCAAUUUUGUCAUUUUGAUUUACUAUAUUUUAUUCCUUUUUAAAAAUUAAUUGAUGCCUUGUAAAAAACUUAAAAGAGGGCACACAGCUUUCAAUGAAUAGGAAUCUAUUUAUCUAUUUGGUAUCAGAUAAAGAUGGGCUGGUUGCAUAAACUGCUAAAAUACUAGUCUUGCAAGUUUUUUUCUUCUUUAAGACUGUUCAUAACUUUUUUAAGUCAGUUACAUAAAAACGUAGAUUGGUGUAAUUUGAUACUGAAAAGUAAAAAGAAAUACCCCAAACUAACUUCUAGUUGGUCAUACUAGUUCUUAAGACACAUUAAACAUAAUGGCUAUGUUUAUGCAACUGGCCCAUGCUCUCUGGUUACAAUUUUGUGUUUACCUAAUUGUUACAAUCACUGUUGAUAAAAGAAUAGCAUAUAUAUGCUAAAAUAAUUUUUUUAAUAGAAGUGUAAACUCUUGAAAUAUGGUCAUUUUUGCUUUCAUGAAUCUUGGUUCUUCCUUAAAAGAAAAAAUAUGGUAGGAUUGUUUUUAGGAAACAUAUUUCUCAUUUUCAAGCAGCCAUGUUUUGCAAUGCUGUUAUCUCUUAAUGUACAUUCUUCACUCAUGUUGUUUCUGAUUAGAUCUAUCACAACUAGAUUAUCACCCUUGAUUUUGAAAAGAGAACCAAUCAGAUGAACUUAGCAUUUACUACUCUGUCAAUUAUUGAUCUGCGGUUACUCUCUAUCAGGUCCAUCAUGCUAUCUUUGCACUUUUCAUCUUUUUAUGCAUCUUUUACAACAUUGUUGGGCUGAUAUCAGAUCAAGACUCCUCUGUCAGUUGUUCUGUGCUUCAUAGCUCAAGCAUGGGGCAAGGGGCCACGAUACACACUUUUCUAUUUCUUUUGCAUAUCUUAUAUCUCUUUGGCUGUCAAGGUGGAUGUGAGGCAACACAACGAGUGAUCGAAUAUAAUGUAGAUGGCGGAAAAGAGGAUCUGUUUGAUGUUAAUGAAGAUGCGGGUCUUGAUCUUUUCGAGGGAGAUAUUUUAUAUGAUGAGAAACUGGGGAGAAAUUCUAUAAUUGGGGAUGAAUACAGAUGGCCAAAAACAAUACCUUAUUACCUUGAGGAUGAUUUAGAUAUCAAUGCAAAAGGGGUAAUCCUGAAGGCCUUUGAACAGUAUAGGUUGAAAUCAUGCAUCGACUACAAACCUUGGAAUGGAGAAGAAAACUAUAUCUCUGUAUUUAAAGGCAACGGCUGCUUUUCGUCAGUUGGGAACCGGCGAGUUGGCAAACAGAGGCUGUCCAUUGGCAGCGGAUGUGAUCGCAUCGCAACCAUUGAGCAUGAGUUUCUCCAUGCAUUAGGCUUCUGGCAUGAACAGUCCCGCUCUGACCGUGAUGACUAUGUCUCCAUCAUCUGGGACCGCAUUUCAGAAGGCAAGGAGCAUAACUUCAACAUAUACAACGACACUACAUCCAGUGCCCUGAACGUACCUUAUGACUAUGGUUCCAUGAUGCAUUACAGCAAGAAAGCUUUCCAGAAUGGCACUGAGCCCACCAUAGUCACCAAGAUCCCUGCCUUCAGUGACAUCAUAGGCCAGCGUAUGGAGUUCAGCGACAGCGACUUGCUAAAACUCAACAGACUCUACAACUGCACCAGCUCCUCCACAUUUCUGGACUCCUGUAAUUUUGAAUCGGAAAAUAUCUGUGGAAUGAUCCAAAGCAAUGAAAAUGCUAACACUGCAAGCUGGCAGCGUGUUUCCAAAGCUGCAGGUGGACCAGAAUCUGACUACACCAACAUGGAACGCUGUGAUGGAAAGGGAUAUUUCAUGCACUUUAGCACAGCGGUUGGGAGGGAGGGGGACAAGGCACUGCUGGAGAGCAGGAUUCUUUACCCCAAGCGAGGAUUCCAGUGCCUGCAGUUCUUCCUCUACAACAACGGUCAUGCUAGUGACCAGCUCAGGAUCUGGACGCGAGAGUUCGACACGGCAAACCCGAACGGGACCCUGCAUCUCAUUGAGCAGAUUGAAGCUCCUCCCGGUGACCUGUGGCAAAUCCAGCAUGUGAGCCUAAAUGUCUCCAAAAAGUUCCGUGUGGUGUUUGAGGGAAUUAAAGGGAGUGGAAACACAGGAGGACUCUCACUAGAUGACAUCAACCUAUCAGAGACCACUUGCCCUGAUCAUGUAUGGAUGAUCAAGGACUUCAAAAGCAUUCUCGAGAACACGUCAAUGGACACUGCCAUUUACAGCCCACGUUUCAGAUCUAAGUACGGCUACACCUUCCAAAUGGGCCUGUAUCCCAAUGGCACAGCUGGAUACCCAGGCGAGCUGGGAGCUUAUGCACACUUAACAUCAGGGGAGGAUGCCAUGGAUAACAGCCUGGUCUGGCCUGCUCGCUGGAAGCAGAUGACCAUGAUGCUGAUGGACCAGAAUGCAGACAUCCGCAAACGCAUGUCCAACCAGAGGAGCGUAACAACAGACCCCACAAUGAAUGUGGAAGGGACAGAACUUUUCUUCUGGGAUGAUCCACGUAAAGUUGGGGUAAAAGUAACAGAAGACAGUGGGACAGAGUUUUUCCGUGGUCCAGGUGCUGGGACCCCUGUUUACCUCACCCAGGCCAGGGCACUGAGCCGAGACUUCAUCAAGGGUGGAGAUGCCAUCUUCCUCCUUACAAUGGAAGAUAUCUCUCAUCUGGUUGCUUCACAGCCCUUCCCUUCCACAACCAUGACUCCAACAAGCUCAACUCCUUCUGGAACACCCGGUCCAACAAACCCAGACAACAGCACAUCAACCAGCACAACUACUACGACCUUUCCAACAUCUGCCACCACCACUAAACCUCAUGACCCGUGUGUGUCAGUACGAUGUGAAAAUGAUGGCUUGUGCACGCUGAAUGAUGCAGGAGAGGCCGUGUGCAGGUGCAUGGUGGGAAAUGACUGGUGGCACUAUGGCGACAGAUGCCAGUUUAAGAGCUCUGCCCAAAGCAACACCAUCACUGCUGUAGUGGCGUCUGUCGUGGUGUUUGUUGUCAUGCUAAUCGUGAUGGUAGUCAGCGUGGUCUGUGUGAAGAAGCACCAGAGAAAAGUGCAGUUUGCUGGAGAGGGAAUCACCAUGAAAAAUAUGUACUCAUCCAAAGCAUGAGGAUAUGAUGUGUUCUCUAAAAGGCCUGUUCACAUCAAGAAUGAAAACUAUACAGAUAACUAUGAUGAUAACUACAUUAGCGUCAACACCAGUGGACAGUAUAGUUCUGUUUAUUCUAAGCGCAUACUGCAGUUUUGUCAUCUUCCACUUUAAAUGCUCAAGCUCUUUAAAGCAGGGUGGAUUCUGAUUGGCUGUCAAUGUUUUUAUUGUUCAGCAGGAAAAAAUCUGGAAGUGAUUCCAAAGAUAUAGUUUCUCCGUGCCGUUAUCAUUGUGCUGUGGACUCUGCUAUUCUUUUAUAUUUAGUGUUAUUUUUAGAACUAUAUCAUUAUAGUUAUCGUCCUGGGUGUGAACAGGCCUUAAUGUGUGACGUAUACAAUAAUGCUAUGAAAAUGACUCAUGAAAAUGCUUUUGCAAUUGAUUCUUUAAUGUACAGUAAUUAAUAGGACAAACAGUAGUUUGUUCAGUGGCCCCAAUAAAGCAUUUGUUCCCUGUCUAAAUUCAUGAACACACUUACAAUAAAAUGU
Messenger RNA from Megalobrama amblycephala (Wuchang bream), 4569 nucleotides. RefSeq names its product meprin A subunit beta b (gene mep1bb). The transcript has 14 exons. Lineage: Eukaryota; Metazoa; Chordata; Actinopteri; Cypriniformes; Xenocyprididae. Gene Ontology annotation, biological process: proteolysis. Bases 1775 to 4045 code for a protein of 756 amino acids. Gene Ontology annotation, cellular component: membrane. The record is from RefSeq and is a predicted model, not a curated record. Gene Ontology annotation, molecular function: protein binding; zinc ion binding; metalloendopeptidase activity.